Molecule: messenger RNA, 1528 nt
Organism: Numida meleagris (helmeted guineafowl)
Lineage: Eukaryota; Metazoa; Chordata; Aves; Galliformes; Numididae
Gene: NXNL1
Product: nucleoredoxin like 1
Exons: 2
Coding region: 599-1222 (207 amino acids)
Biological process (GO): photoreceptor cell maintenance
Cellular component (GO): mitochondrion
Source: RefSeq, a predicted model, not a curated record
AGGCGAGGGGCGGAGCUGUCCGUGGUGGAGAGCGGAGCGGAGCGGAACGGAAUGGAGCGGAGAGGAGCGGGGGUUCCAGUUCGCUGCCCUCCCGGCGAAGAAAGGGGGAACCGGGCAAAACGCACCGGGAAAAGGUGUUCGAGCCGUAACUCUAAUAGAAAACGGGGUUGCCCUUUUUGUUUCUCCCGUUAAUGCAGAGCGGAAUGGAGGUUCCAUCCCGCCGUCCUCCAGGGAGAAAACCAGGACAGCAGCGCCGGGAAAAGACUUUUUUUUUGGCCUUAAUUCUAAGAAAAAAACGACUUGCUGUUUGCUCGUUUGCCUGUCUGCCCCGUUAAAACGCAGCGCUGGGCGCUGUCCCAUGGCUGCGCCCCAUCUCUCAUCUCCCAACGCCGUCCCAUUGUGGGAUCUGCGCCGGGACCCGACGCGGCACCGGCCCCGCCAGCAUUGACCCCUCGGUUUAAUCCGAUUGAUUCUAUGAAUAGCAGCCAGGAGCACGGGGGGGGGGAUCGGGGGCUGCACGUCUCAUCCCGCCCCGAUCGGGCGCUCACCGCUCCGCACAUCUCCCAUUGGGAUCCACCGUGCCCCCCCCCCAGCCCCCAUGGCCGCUCUGUUCGCCGGGAAAGUGUUGAUCGUCAACAACAGGGACCGGGAUGAGGUGGAGACGGAGCGGGAGCUGGGCUUGGCCCUGGAGAACAGGGUGAUGCUGCUGUAUUUCGGGGAGGCGGAAUGCCCGCGGUGCCGGAGCUUUGCGCCGCGGCUGAAGGAUUUCUUCGUGCGGUUGACGGAUGAGUUCUACGUGGAACGGGCGUCGCAGCUGUGUCUGGUGUACGUGUCCCGAGAUGCCACCGCGCAGCAGGAGGAGGCAUUCCUGAAGUCCAUGCCCAAGAGGUGGCUGUCGUUGCCCUUCGGGGAUGAGUUCAAGAGGGAACUGGAGCUGCGCUUUGCGGUGUCCGAGGUGCCCAGGGUGGUGGUGCUGAAGCCCAAUGGGGAUGUCAUUGUUGGGAACGCUGUGGAUGAGAUCACCAGCAUGGGUCCUGCCUGCUUCCAGAACUGGCAGGAGGCGGCCGAGCUGGUGGACAGGAAUUUCCGAUUGGCGGAGGAUUUCGAUGACUGCGCCAGGAGAAGCAUCACCGACCCCCUCCGCCGCCUCAAGUACAAACUGGGCAAGAGGGAGGAAUCCAGGAGUGAAGAGCAGAAAGAGGACGAUGACGAGUCCUUGUAGGGGCUAGCUGGGACAUCCCUUGUGUUGCUGUCCCAACGUGAUUGGUUGGGGACAUCCCUUGGGUUGCUGUCCCAAUGUGAUCAAUUAGGGAUGUCCCUUGGGUUGCUGUCAACAUGAUUGAUCAGGCAAGAGGGAGAAAUCCAAGAAUGAAGAGUAGAAAGAGGACGGUGAUGAGUCCCUGUAGGGGCUUGCUGGGACAUCCCUUGGGUUGUUGUCCCAGUGUGAUCGACUGAGGACGUCCCUUGGGUUGCUGUCCCAAUGUGAUCGACUGGGGACAUCCCUUGGGUUGCUGUCCCAGUGUGAUCA